Molecule: messenger RNA, 2037 nt
Organism: Vitrella brassicaformis
Lineage: Eukaryota; Vitrellaceae
Source: the annotation of a GenBank genome assembly
ACUUCUGAUGCCCUUGUGGAUGUUGUCAAGGAUUCAUGUAAUAAAACCUACUCUGAUAUCAUCAGAUCAGGACGAUAGUGGCAAAAUACUCAUCAGAUCAGACCAUGGCGGGACGCCGAACUUUUGCCGAAAAUCAUCAUCCCCGUAGCGAAUGUGGCAGGCAAGAAUCUCCCUGUCGGGACCCCACAAAGGCACGAGCUUCAGCAGUUCAAUUGCCGCACCCGUCACCCAGCUUCGAAAGGGCAACGCGAGCUCGGUUGGAUAAUAGACAUCGAGCUUGCCUCUGAUGCUGAACUUGGCAGACACUCCCAAGACAUCGUCGUCUCGUGUCCACAGCUCUCGAACCUGCUUGUCGGAGCUGACGAUGGUGGGCUUUGGGAUAUAGUGCCACAGAGGCUGCUCGUCGGGCUCUGUUGUCAUGGGAACGCCGAUCAGAUCUCGUGUCUCCAGCCGUUUCUGCACUGCCUUGCAGUCUCUGCAGAACAAACGAGCAUGAAACCUGAGAAGUAAAUCCAGGUCAAUCCAAAAAUGAGAAGCCAGGUCGCCAACGUUGUUGCGCGGAGGGCACAGUCCUUCCAGAAUCGCUCAUGGCCAUACUUCAGAGGGAAGGCGGUGGUCUUGCCGUCGAGCCUUCCUUGAAGCUGUGGAUCAACGAUUGAUUCAAAUGCACAAGGCCCUGCUGUGCAUGCUACUGAGGUCCAGGAGGAGUUCUCGUCCGGUGAAAGGGAGGUGCUUGGUACGGCGCGCCCGACGGAGAGCAUAUUCAUAAGCAUCACCAUCAGAAUUAUCCGAUCAGGAAUUAGCAAAGAUCCACAAGUCACUAUUGUCCAAGCAAGCCCGAUUGCUUGCACCGAUUGAUGAGUGUUGCACACGUGACUCCGCCCGCUUCUUUCCCUCGAUCCGCGGUCAACACUCAGUCCACCAAAUGUUCACCUGCUGAACACCCUCACUUCAGCUUGUGUGAGGUGAUCCAAUGAGCGGUGCUGAUGACACGAGAUGCCAACGAAUGCAGUCUGCGCGAUCUGCAGCACAUCGCCGUGCGCCACCAAGAUCACCACUGAGCCAGGAAGGCAAUCAGGAUAAGAGUGCCCGUGGUGGACCACCUCCACCUUGCCGCCCGAACACUUCAUCACCCUCUCCACAGUCACUGCAUCACCAUCAGCAGGGCUGCUGUCGUCGCGACUCGACUCGCCCUCGAUGCACUUGAUCAACCGCAUCACUCUGCUAAGCACCUCUUCACAUGACUCACAACCCCACUUGCGGUGAGAGGCGCUCUUGGCAUCCGCCUCCCAUACCCGCUCAUACAUUUUGGUCGACUGGCCGUUCAAACGGCCGAAAUUGCGCUCUCUCAGCCGUGAGUCGAGGAUGAACCACAUCUCCAGCUCGGUGCCCCGCUCUACUUCAUCCUCCUUCAGAGCCCUCUCUAAGCCGCAGACGAUGGCCUCCGCCGUCUCCGACGCCCGGCGGAAGGGCGAAGAGACGACCAUGACUCGCCGUGGCUUGGGAGUCAUCCCCAUGACGGCCUCUGCCAGAUCUUUGGCUGCCGCGUGAGCUUGGUGCUCGCCAAGGGGGGACAGGCCAUGUUGAGCAGUGGCCACUGAAGGGUCACUUGAAAUGAUGCCAAGCACGUUAGCCUCGGACUCGCCGUGACGGACGGCGAUGUAGAGUUCCUGCAAGGAAGCAGGUUCGACUCCGCCUUUUCGUGUGCUCCUCGGCUUCCUGCGGAAUAGAAAGGCCCUAUGUCGGUUGACUGCCCGCGGCAGAGGAAUAGUGUGAUGACUGCCCGCGGCAGGUAGGGCCAUCCACCAGGGGGAGAUGGCUCCGAAUGACACCAAAGAGAUGAGCAUCUUCAUCAAUGCGAGAGCGGUAGUGGUUGUCUGUCUUGUGUUCUGCUCAGUAGGUCAGAUCAACACAGGUCAGGUCGACUCAGGCGGGGCCUCGAGUGCUUGAAUGGAUGAGCGAAAAGCAACCUGCCAAUUGCAACCUGCCACACCACACCAGCAGAGCGCCAAAAACGCAUAUGAUCCACUCCAUCCA